Molecule: messenger RNA, 556 nt
Organism: Aphanomyces astaci
Lineage: Eukaryota; Oomycota; Saprolegniomycetes; Saprolegniales; Verrucalvaceae
Exons: 1
Coding region: 176-502 (108 amino acids)
Source: RefSeq, a predicted model, not a curated record
CUCGUAUGUGAUUGGCCCAUAAUUUACUUUGCUUUAAAUAUGGUAUAAUUCAAUCUAGUGUUUCAAUCUAUUGUGGCAUGCUACACGACGUCCUUUCGUGCGUCUUGGUGUACAGGCGUCGCGAUGGGCGGAAUACCAUGUUGAGAAGGAGACGGCUGGUACCCGUAAGGAGGACAUGCGACACCCUGCGGCGGUGGCUGUGAAUGCACGACGUAAACGGGCUGGCCUUGGACGUCAACGGCUUGGACUAGCUGGCCAUCGGGCCCAUGGACGUACUGCGGGACGUAGUACUGUCCGUCAGUGCCUUGAACAUGCCCAGGCACGAACUGCAAGGUGCCGUUCAUCCCCCGGACAUACUGACCUUGAUGGACCAUCACAGGUUGUACAUACGUGGGCAACAGAAGCGGCUGCGUCGCCGGUCCUCUGGUGGCACCGGCAGCUUCAGCACAGCAAUAGCCACAGAGACAACCACACAGAAUAUCACCACAGCAGUCGUCCAUGAUGGUGUCUGAGUGCACCGCAAGUUGAAUGAAUUCGCAACAUGGUUGCCACGAAG